CUGUGAACUCUGCGCAGCCCCUCCCCUUCUCUGGUUAUUGGGGAAAUCCCCGAAAAGCACGCUUUUCACUGAAACUAAAUAUUUUGCUUUACGGCUGCUACGGAUUGCAUUGACAGAGAACCGAGGUGCUGCAAGAAAAUAUUCAUAAACGGGAGGCGAGAUCCCAUCGCCUUCCUCCCUCCCUCCUUGUGUCCCUGUGUCCAAUCCUCUCCUCCUCCCAAACGGUCCUGUGAGCUGUCGAGAAAGUGAACGGAUACAGGAUGGAAGAGCUCAGCCAAUGUUCCUUCCAGCAGCUUUGGGAGAGCAAUAUGACACCUCAGGGGCCUAGUAUUCCACUGGGUGCUACUGAAAACUGGCCUGACCUGGAUGUCUCGAUAAAUGGCAUCCACUUACCUCCCUCACAGCUCCUUCCCGACGCGACUCUCCACAAGGUCUUUGACGAGGGGCUGUUUGAACUGCUGGAGCCCCCGGUUGUGGAGCCCUCUGUGUCAACCCUGGACAGCGUGCCUCCCACUGCCUCCACCGUCCCCUCCACCAACGACUACCCUGGGAAGCACGGCUUCCAGCUGCGAUUCCAGAAGUCCGGUACCGCCAAGUCUGUCACCUCCACUUAUUCUGUGCAGCUGAACAAGCUGUACUGCCAGCUGGCUAAGACGUGCCCUGUGGAGGUGUUGAUGGCCAUGGAUCCCCCGCCAGGAGCCAUCCUCAGGGCCACCGCUAUCUACAAGAAGUCUGAGCAUGUCUCUGAGGUGGUCCGGCGCUGUCCCCACCACCAGAGCGCCUCAGAUAACAAUGAAGGUGUAGUCCACCGCAGUCACCUGAUUAGAGUGGAGGGGAGCCAGUGGGCUCAAUACCUGGAGGAUGGAAACACCAAGCGUCAAAGUGUGCUGCUGCCGUAUGAGCCGCCUCAGCUGGGCUCUGAAACGACUACUGUUCUCCUGAACUUCAUGUGCAACUCCAGUUGCAUGGGUGGUAUGAACAGGCGUCCCAUCCUCACCAUCCUGACCCUGGAGACCCAGGAGGGUCAGGUUUUGGGUCGCCGUUGUUUCGAGGUCCGUGUGUGUGCCUGUCCCGGCCGGGACCGCAAGACCGAAGAAGAGAACACAAACAAAGUUCUGAACGGGACCAAGACCACCAACGGUGCCAAGAGAAAGUCCCAACAGACCCUGCCCCCUCCAGGGACCAGCAAGAAGAUCAAGAACGGCUCCAGCACUGAGGAUGAAGACAAGGACAAUGUAUUUUUGUUGCAGGUCCGUGGCCGAGAGCACUAUGAGUGGCUCAAGAAGAUCAACGACAGUCUGGAGCUGAUGGACCACAUUCCUCCCGCUGAGCAGGAGAAAUACAAGAAGAAAGGUUCCGCAAAGAUCUUCAAGCAAGAAGCAAUGGCCCCGAAGAGCGGAAAGCGGCUGCUUACAAAGGAAGACAGGAGCGACUCGGACUAAGGCCAGGACACGUCGGUCCUUAUUCUCCUGUCUAUUCCAGACCAACAUUAAGUUGUGACUCCCAAGUUAAAUGCCCAAUACCAAACCCUAGUCCCUACAUGUAGGCACUUCUGAAAGGAUAGAUAUUAGCAAGAUGGUAAUAGCUCCACCUAGAUAGCCAUACUCUGGCGCUGGACCCAGAAUGGAGUCAAUAGGGACGGACCAACAGUUUAAUAAAUGUUAUCAUAUGAACACGCAAGACAUGGCGAAACGUGUGGAAUUGCAGAUCAUUGUCUUCAAAACUGCAACAUUUUCUCUCUGCCCCAUGGCAAAAUGUGUAGAAUUGUAGGAAAUUAGCUUCAAAACAGUUCAAACUGUGUAAUAUUUUUUUAAUAUACCUGUAAAUGACUGUCCAUCCGGAACUUUGACAGCUGGGAAAUUUUGUGACUGGACCUUCUGAAAUAGUACUCAAGUACCAUGUUGGGAUUUUCACCAUAUUUCUGAUACCAGUCCAACAUUUUCAGUACAACACAAACUGCGUAAGUUUAGGGCCUAGGGUUUGGUUUAGAAUUAGGUAAGUAAGCUAAGACCCCUCCUCCCACUGUCUUAACCACCUGGUGGGACUUCGUCCUCCUCCUCACCUGCCCCCACAAACAGCACUUUAGCUUGUGCUUUUAUGAUUUGGACCAAUUAAAUCUAGUAUUCGUAUCUUGACCUGCCUAGCCACGAUGCUUUGUUACCAGUUAAUUGGCCAGUUGCCUGUUAGUAUUUUUAUACCUGUUGAACAUAACUGCUGUUAUCCCUCUCCCUGAAACCUUGACUUUCUUUUCCUCCUUUUUUUACUUGUAGCUCGUUAUCAGAAUGUUUUUUCAUUGUUAAAAAAAAACAUUUUAGUUGUCUCUUGUAAAGAGUUCUGAUACUAUGAUUAUGAUACACUUAGCACAUGUAUAUUUGUUUAAUUUAUCGUUCUCUGAUGGAAACUAUUUUUGAUGUAAUUCGGUGCUGAGACAUGAGGCUCUAUUUUGUUUAGGGGAAAAGGAAACAUUUCAGGGAACUUUUAAAAUCAAAUUAAAGCAAUUUCUUAAGUAAUA
Molecule: messenger RNA, 2512 nt
Organism: Salmo salar (Atlantic salmon)
Lineage: Eukaryota; Metazoa; Chordata; Actinopteri; Salmoniformes; Salmonidae
Product: cellular tumor antigen p53
Biological process (GO): protein tetramerization; regulation of transcription by RNA polymerase II; apoptotic process
Cellular component (GO): nucleus
Molecular function (GO): RNA polymerase II cis-regulatory region sequence-specific DNA binding; DNA-binding transcription factor activity, RNA polymerase II-specific
Source: RefSeq, a predicted model, not a curated record